This is a messenger RNA of Xiphophorus hellerii (green swordtail), 3247 nucleotides long. RefSeq names its product MSS51 mitochondrial translational activator (gene mss51). The transcript is spliced from 7 exons. Bases 196 to 1485 code for a protein of 429 amino acids. The record is from RefSeq and is a predicted model, not a curated record. Lineage: Eukaryota; Metazoa; Chordata; Actinopteri; Cyprinodontiformes; Poeciliidae.
GACACCCCCUUGACCUCAGAUGGCAGCAGAGCUGUAGCCCACCCUUCUUCCACUCCUGGUGGGUAAAGUCUUCCAGACCCCUGCAGACACACACCAGCAGGACUUCCCUUUCUUCUGCAGACUGCACCAACGUCAGAGAGGAGCUGGACUCACCUGGAAGGAUCUCGGCUCGUCGUGAACAGAAGUGGACCCAACAUGGCAUCCCAGAGCCCAGCGCUCCCACAGUCCUUCUCUCCUGGGACAGACAGCGUCUUUUCUGACCAGUCAGGCUUCUAUUCACUCGACUCCAAUGUUCCUGGACUCUCUAAGGUGAUUCUCAACCAGCUCAGCAUGAAGGACUACGGAGAAUACAGGGCUGCUGUGGAGGGAAAGACUAAAGGACUCCGGUUCCGCAACUACAAGGAGAUGUUCCAGAAGAUGGAGGAAACCUUCAAGUUCUGCGCCAGCUGCAACAAACUCCCGGAGCGUCUCGCCGAGGGACAGACCCUGAAGCGCUGUGUGAAGUGUUUGAAUGUGUACUACUGCACAAAGGACUGCCAGAAAAAGGACUGGCCUCAUCACAAGAAGGUCUGCAAAAUCCUGCGAUUGGUGGCCAUUGACCGGUUGGUGGAGUGGCUGAUGUUCACUGGAGAUCUUCCAAUCCCAACUGAGCAAUGGUCCAAAGCACCUGCAGAUGUGAAGGGUUGGGACGACUGGCUUCCCAUGCAGGAGGGCCUCACCCAAAGUCUGGACAGAAUCCUAUCCAGCGCCAACAUGGCAGCUCUGUGGAAGAACGCCGACAGGACCCGACCAGACGAUGACGACCUGAAACAGUCCUUAUGGAGGAUUCAGAGCGAGUUCAUAUCUCGGGUUCUGACCGUAGGAAGGGCAAUUCAGCAGUUUGGGCUGGACCCGUAUCUGAAGCCUCUCACCGUUCACAUCGUAGGGGCCUCCCACAGUGAGACUAUGGGAGCCAGACUGACUGACUAUGAUGAGCUGAGCCACAUGUUUCCUGGACACCAGGGCAUUGAGAUAGUGAUGGUGGGCCCUGAGGUGGUGGACGGCCGCAUCGUGAGACCUCCGCUCAGAGCAUUUGGCCCCAAGCACAAGGUGUACAUCAGUGCCUAUAAGGGCCUCUACCAUCAGUUCUGGGAGGAUGUGGUGGAGAAAGGGGAAGCGGCCAGGCCAGACGUUGUAGUCGGAUUCCACCCAGGUUUCCAUGCCAACCAGGGUUUGGUCCAGGGCUGGCUGCCCUCCCUCCUGCUGCUCAGAGACUACAACAUCCCGUCUUUCUUCACCAUGUUCAGUGACACGGAGCUCCAGUAUUCCCUGCAGAUCCUGCUGGAGCUGGAGAUGCACAUCAGAGACAGCGGGCCCAGUCCGUUCAGCUCCCAGAAACCGGAGCAGGUCCAGGCCUGUCCUAACAAACCGCCGGUCUACUGCAACUCCCAUUGCGUCUGCUUCCGGGGCCUCCUGCCUCGGGAUGACCUCCAGGGGUCACGUUAAGGAUGAGGUCUGAGGGCACGAAUGUUAGGGCCACACUAAGAAAUUAUGACUUCAUUCUCAUAUUAUCAUCACUUUAUUCUCAUAAUACUCAUUAUUCUUGUAUGAGUCAUUGUACGACUUUAUCCUUGUAAUAUUUUGACUUUAUUCUUGUUAUAUUAUGAUUUCAUUUUUGUAAUAUUAUGGUUUUAUUCUCAUAAUACUCUGACUUUACUCUUACAUUAUUUUGACUUUAUUUUUGUAAUAUUAUGGUUUUAUUCUCUUAUUAUUUUGACUUUAUUCUCAAAAUAUUUUAACAUUACUGACUUUAUUGUUGUAUGUUUAUGACUAUUCUCGUAAUAAUAAUAUAUCACAGUUUUAUCUAUUUAUUUUUUUCUGAGUAUGACUCUAACUCUGUCGUCUGUGGGAGACAUAUUGUCUCUAAGAGCCAAACUUCACCUGAUUUUUCUCCUCAUGAUGCUUUAACUAAAGAGAGAGAGUAAAGAAAUCUCUUAAAUUAAAAUUGUUUUUUUUUACCGGCCACUCAGACAUUUCACCAGUCACUGAUUUUUUUCUUUUGAUUACAAACCCCACCUGUACAAGCAAAUUAUAUAAAAUAUACGAUUUAUUCUUAACUAUAUGAAAACCGGUUUACAUAUACAGACUAUUUUAACAUAACAAAGGUAAAGCAAUAAGUUCACUUGAAGUAAUUACUAACAGCAAACUUUAACUACACAACCCUAAAAUUCUUGCAAUCAUUUCCUCUGUUGAACGUUCCCACGUUUAGGCUACAACUCCCCCAGAUAGUAUUAAGUUAAAAUGUGUCUAGUGAUUUUUUAAACAUUUUUAAAUGGUUUCAAUUGCUGUUUUCUAACUAUUCUAGUUGUUUCCCCUUACUUAUUACGUUUUCUAUUGAAAUUCACAAUUCUUAUUUUUACUAAAAACAUCUCAGAACGUGUUCAUUAUUAAUAACACAGCCGUCAUUAUUCCUGUGUUUUCCCAGAGUUUUUCAGUCUGCCUGCUAGCUUAGCGUUAGCUUUCCUCACUCACUCACACCUGCCCUCCUGCCUCUUAAUGAACAUGUUCCCUCCUAAUUGGGCAGCAGCAGCUAAUCUGAUGUAUGUGCAUUAGUCUGUUUCCCAGACGGUCAGUCCGCCCCUGGACUAAAGUUCAAACUGAAUGGAGUUUUUUUUGUUUCCUCUUCAAAUUGUCAACCCGCCACAGUGACGGGUGCGUUGGUCCAAUUUACACGCCACUUCAUACUUUUACCCGCAUUUAUCCAGUGGCGGGUGCUAAUUUCCACGCCUGCUUACAUCUGAUUUUCCUUGAGGACGUGAGCAGCAGUUCCCCCUCUGCUGGCAGCCUGCGGUAAUGCAGCUGCUGGAUAAACGGCUCAUUGCUCCACAUUCAUCAUGAGGCCUAAAUUAUUUCUGUCAUCGCUCGAUGGCUCCCUGUGAUUCGCUCUGCAGUUACAACAAUUACAAAUCUUACAAGAGCUGCGUGAAAAUGGAUUACAUAUUAAUAUACCUUCAUCUGAAAGGAUCAAAUUACAAUCACUUCACAGGUUUGGUGUCUCCACUAAUGCACCUUUCAUUAUUUGGUCCUAAGGGAAGUUCUUAACUGCAGCAGCCAGCUGUUUUAUUCUUUAUUACUGACGAACUUUUAAUUGCAGAUGUAACUACACUCUUCCACUCAAAUGACAUUUUAAGUGUUUUAAGUUUUAAAUGAAAUGAAAUGGAAAAAUUGAAACAUGACAGUGGAAAAUAAAGCUUCUUAUGUUACCUGA